This is a messenger RNA of Chlorocebus sabaeus (green monkey), 236 nucleotides long. Its product is annotated as translation machinery-associated protein 7-like. Lineage: Eukaryota; Metazoa; Chordata; Mammalia; Primates; Cercopithecidae. The record is from RefSeq and is a predicted model, not a curated record.
GGUGGCUGGAGCCAUGUCCGGCCGCAAAGGUGGCAGGAAGAAGCCCCUGAUGCAGCCCAAGAAACAGGCCAAGGAGAUGGAUGAGGAAGACAAGGCUUUCAAGCAGAAACAAAAAGAGGAGCAGAAGAAAUUCGAGGAACUGAAAGUGAAGGCCGUAGGGAAGGGGCCCAUGGCCACAGGUGGAAUUAAGAAAUCUGGCAAGGUGGGGUGCGGUGACUCACACCUGUAAUCCCAGC